GAAGAGAGACAAGCACGACUCGAGCAAAGCCAACCGAGGCCCAACCCUGCAACAAGUAUAUCGAGCUUUGCAAGCGCAAGUAUAGCAAUAUCACCAUGGUCGGCGCGCACAACUCACCCUUCGUGAGACCUGGAAACGCCGCCUCUAACCAAGAGCUUCCCGUCCGGACGCAGCUCAACGACGGCAUCCGCUUCAUCCAGGCGCAGAUUCGAUGGCCGACUAACGGAUUGGUGCCGCACUUCUGCCAUACGUCAUGCGAUUUGCUCGACGCUGGCCCUAUUACUGAGUGGCUCACCGAGGUGCGAAAAUGGGUAGACGAGCAUCCCUACGACGUCGUCACCAUUCUCCUCGGCAAUGGCAACCGUUCUCACCCCGACCUCUAUGUUCCAUACAUUCAGCAGACGGGUAUCCUUAAAUAUGCUUACCACGCUCCCUACCUCCCUAUGGCCCUAGACGAUUGGCCCACUCUGGAGGAGAUGAUCAUCAUGGGCAAGCGAGUCGUUAUGUUUACCGACGACGUUUCUGAUCAGAAGAAGUACCCCUGGCUUCUGGACGAGUUCAGUCAGGUGUGGGAGACGCCCUUCGACCCCCUGGACCGCGAGUUCCCCUGCACAGUCCAGCGUCCCCCAAACCUGAGAGAGAAGUCCGCCAAGAACCGUCUAUACCUCCACAACCACAACCUCAACGUCGAGUUCGACAUCUUCGGCACCAAGAUUCACGUCCCGGCCGUGGCGCUGCUCAAAGAGACCAACGCUGUCAGCGGCUAUGGCAGCCUCGGUCUCGCGGCGAAUAACUGCCGGUCAGAAUGGGGCCGGGCGCCCAACAUCCUCAACGUGGACUAUUACAACUAUGGCAGCUUUUGUGGGUCGGUAUUCGAGGUGGCUGCACAGAUAAAUAAUGUCACGUAUGAUCGGAACAGCUCCUGCGGCCCUACGAACCCGGCGCCGAGGUUGGCCCAGGCUUCUUUGUGGGUUACUUUGUUGGUGGCUCUCUUGUCGGCUUACCUAAUAAUCUAGAUAGGAACAGGCAUUUGAUGACUGGUUUGUUAAUCGGAAGCAAU
Molecule: messenger RNA, 1060 nt
Organism: Ilyonectria robusta
Lineage: Eukaryota; Fungi; Ascomycota; Sordariomycetes; Hypocreales; Nectriaceae
Product: PLC-like phosphodiesterase
Exons: 1
Coding region: 96-1016 (306 amino acids)
Biological process (GO): lipid metabolic process
Molecular function (GO): phosphoric diester hydrolase activity
Source: RefSeq, a predicted model, not a curated record